Molecule: messenger RNA, 513 nt
Organism: Nicotiana attenuata
Lineage: Eukaryota; Viridiplantae; Streptophyta; Magnoliopsida; Solanales; Solanaceae
Exons: 1
Coding region: 1-513 (170 amino acids)
Biological process (GO): chromatin remodeling
Cellular component (GO): nucleus
Source: RefSeq, a predicted model, not a curated record
AUGGCUAUUAAGAUAGUUGUGGGAGGUUUUACUUUGAACAUAAUUAGUGCUUACGUGCCUCAAGUGGGUUUGGACGAGGAGGUCAAAAGGCACUUCUGGGAGGACUUAGAUGGGUUGGUGGGGAAAAUUUUGCACACCGAGAAUUUUAUCAUAGGAGGAGAUUUUAGUGGUCACAUUGGGGAGUUGUCUGAGGUUUAUGACAGUGUGCCUGUCGGCUUUGAUUUUAGAGACAGGAAUGGAGGAGGAACUUCAUUGUUGGAUUGUGCUAAAGCCUUUGAUUUGGGGGUCGUUAAAUCGUGUUUUUCGAAAAAGGAGGAGCACUUGGUCACCUUCUACAGUAUAGUAGCCAAGACCCAAAUUGAUUAUCUACUUCUCAGAAAGUGUAAUAGUGGUUUAUGCAUGAACUGUAAGGUCAUUCCGAGGGAGAAUCUCACAACCCAACAUUGGCUAUUGGUUAUGGAACUGGCGAUCAUGUGCACGAGGAAAAAAGAGGGUUGUGUCUGGUCUGCCUAG